GACGUCAGUGUAAAUCCGUCUCAGCGGAUGUUGGCUGUCCGCUGAAGCAGCUAACGUCAAAAACAACUUCAGUCACAACACAGGUCGGCGGUGUUCACACAAUUCAGAGAGUAAGCUGACCUGUAAAACAGUGGUCGGAGCCAACGUGUUGGAUCCAUCCGCGAGCCUAAAUCWGCGGCCAACAUGUCCAGCGAUCCUCCCCCUCCGUAUCCCGGGGGUCCCAGUGCUCCCCUCAUUGAAGAGAAGAAUGGACAACCUGAAACAGUAAGAACUGCUCCUCCACAUGGACAUCCAUUUCCUCCAGAUUAUGGACCUCCACCGUAUGAAGGCCCACAGCCGGGCUUUUUACCCCCACACGUCCCUGGAGAAGGUCCCAUGCCARUGCCCAUGCCCAUGCAUAUGCCUUUGCCAACACAAGGAGGCCCCUACCCGCCUCCGCCGGGACACUUUGCUCAGCCAAUGCCGGGACACAUGGGUCCUGGUCCCAGUCACUUCGUCCACAUGGGAGGACACACGGCGACCGUCCUGGCUCCUCCGGGUGCCGCCACCACUGUGACCGUACUGCAGGGGGAAAUGUUUCAGACCUCGCCGGUGCAGACCGUGUGUCCGCACUGCCAGCAGGCUAUCGUCACCCGCAUCUCUCACGACGUUGGCCUCAUGAACACGCUCUUCUGCCUCUUCUGUUUCUUUGUAGGGUGUGACCUUGGCUGCUGCUUGAUUCCCUGCCUGAUUGAUGACCUCAAGGAUGUGACACACACCUGCCCUAACUGUAAGGGCUAUAUUUACACAUACAAGCGUAUCUGCUAACCACCGACAGCUGUCUGCCACAGAGCCAUGUACAUGUAUACCUACACGAACUCACAGUCCCCUCUGCUGAUAGUGACAGCAGCGUCCUCGCCMUUUUCAUUUAUUUUUUCCGCAUAGUGUUGUGUAAACGCUCUUUUACUGUACUCGCAGUUUUCUCAUCGGUUCGCAGGAUACUUUCUGUAUAUAUCCUGCGUACUUCUGUGAUGUAUAAAGUAAAUUUGAAAUGUAAAAAUCUUUGCUCAGCACAAGAUAAAAGGGCACUAGAAAAAAAAAAAAAACAGCCACCUGGCAGCCUGCAGAUGCACAGACAGUGGUUGGCCUGCAGCCAUUCAUGUGAAGUCAUGCAUGUGAAUGAAGGAAAAAAAAAAAAACUAAAACUGUGAAAAUGUUCUUUAACAAUCAUCUGUGAAAUUUUGGCCAGAAAUGUGUGUAUUCCWUAACACAAACUUAACUUUUCAUUUUAGAUAUUUUGAGUUUAUGUUAAGAAUUGUAAACAUUGGUUGCCCGUGUUUCAUUUUGCUCAUGCUGUUGUUUCCUAGUUURUCCUUACAUGUGUGUAAAAGUACUGAUUUAAACUGCUGCAUUCAUGUUACAUGCUAUAGUUACUUUUAUUCUAGCAUCCAGUCAGUAAGUCACAUUUAGUGACUCACUACUUUUAGGUCCCCAACAAAGGUUUUGUCCUAAAUGUAUUUUUGUUUUGAUAAUGAAGUUAACAUUUGCACUUUACGUUUAAAUACACCUCUUGUUUAUUAAAAGGUAAUCGUUUGGAGAGUAAAAGCAACGCGUUGUUUGGCUUUUACUUCUCUCUUUAGCAGUUUGAGUUAGUUGAAGCACAUUUUCACUUAUUCAGCGUAUAUUGAUGGUGACAGUUUGUCACUAAAUGAGUAGUGCUAAAUGAGUUUGCUCUAUCAUGCUGAUGCACUACUCUGUACUAAAGAUUAUAACGGCCCAGAUAUUUGUAAAGUAAGAGGCUAUUUAAAAGAAUGGGUAUGAAUCUAUCAUUUCACCUCCCAUCAGCCCUUUAAGAUUACCUGCAUUGCAAAGACGCAUGCUAGAUGAAGAGGAAUGUCUUUCAACUGAUUAGAGAUCCUAAUAAGCUUCAAUAAAGUUAAGCUUUUUGCUAAAUAAGUGAUCCUAUUGACUAUUUUAUAAACAGUGGACCAAUGCUGUUACACCUCAGAAUAUAUCCAAUCUAUUCAUUUCUGCUUCUUAGGCCAGUAGUUAUUGACUCCCUCUGACUCAAUGUGACACAAAAAAUGUUUUUAUUUUCAGGAUUUAAAUUAAGUCUGUGAAUUAAAAAAAAGAAAUAAAUGAGAUGGAUUGCCUCAAAAUGU
Austrofundulus limnaeus is the source of this 2141-nucleotide messenger RNA. RefSeq names its product cell death-inducing p53 target 1 (gene cdip1). The transcript has 5 exons. Bases 184 to 807 code for a protein of 207 amino acids. Gene Ontology annotation, biological process: intrinsic apoptotic signaling pathway in response to DNA damage by p53 class mediator. Gene Ontology annotation, molecular function: zinc ion binding. Gene Ontology annotation, cellular component: nucleus; cytoplasmic side of late endosome membrane; cytoplasmic side of lysosomal membrane. The record is from RefSeq and is a predicted model, not a curated record. NCBI's taxonomy places the organism in Eukaryota, Metazoa, Chordata, Actinopteri, Cyprinodontiformes, Rivulidae.